AAAAAACCCUCGCAGAGCAUUUCGUGUUUGGCCGGAUUUGAUAGGCUUAACAGCAUGACAGGUAAGAACUUUCUUUCUUUCUAGUCCCUUCGCGCCCCAGAGUGGGCAGGCCCAAGGGAAACAGGACCCUGGACGAAGGGGAGCCCAGGGACCCGGGUGUCCUUUGGGGUUCACAGGCCCCCCGCCCGGCGGCUGCUUGAGAGAGAGAGAGAGAGAGAGAGAGAGAGGCGCGCAGCCCUCGCUCCUGGACCACGGGGCCAGUGGCUGGAGAAGCUUCUGGGGCGCGCGCGGGGAGGCGGCGCUGCGCUCCACCUGCCUGGCCCGGACGCAGCCCCCGGGGCGAGGCGUCAGGGGACCACCCCAAGUCCAUAUUGGGAUUCUUCCUCCACCCCGGAAUGGGAUUUUAAAGGAUUCAAAACUCGGCUUCUCGGGGCCGGAUGCUGCUGGGAUGGUCCUAGGCUUGCAGGAUUAAGAGCGGCCAGAGGAGGAGGAAAACCUGCGAGACAUUUGCCAUCACGGAUGCAGAGGACACUUGGGAGCGCGGGGCAUUGACUGCUGCUGCCCAGCCGGCCCCUCGUCCCCUCGGCCGGGUCGGGCCCGCGUCCGUGCCCGGGGCUGCCUGGUUCAUGAGCCCGGGGUGAACAGGUGCCGAGAGCGCGGGGAGCCGCGGGGCGGCCGGCCGCCGGGGCCAUGGAGAGCGAGCGCGACAUGUACCGCCACUUCCAGGACUGGUGUCUCAGGACUUACGGGGACUCGGGCAAGACCAAGACGGUGACCCGUAAAAAAUACGAGCGGAUCGUCCAGCUCCUCAACGGCUCCGAGUCGAGCUCCACCGACAACGCCAAAUUUAAAUUCUGGGUCAAAUCGAAGGGAUUCCAGCUGGGCCAGCCCGACGAGGUCCGCGCGGGUGGCGGAGGCGCCAAGCAAGUGCUCUACGUGCCCGUCAAGACCACGGAUGGCGUGGGGGUAGAUGAGAAACUGUCCUUACGUCGGGUAGCUGUGGUUGAAGAUUUCUUUGACAUUAUCUAUUCUAUGCAUGUGGAAACAGGGCCAAAUGGAGAACAAAUUCGGAAACAUGCUGGACAAAAGAGAACUUACAAAGCAAUUUCAGAGAGCUAUGCCUUCCUACCAAGAGAAGCGGUGACACGGUUUCUAAUGAGCUGCUCAGAGUGCCAGAAAAGAAUGCAUUUAAACCCAGAUGGAACAGAUCAUAAAGAUAAUGGAAAACCUCCUACUUUGGUGACCAGCAUGAUUGACUACAACAUGCCAAUUACCAUGGCCUAUAUGAAGCACAUGAAACUGCAGCUGCUGAACUCCCAGCAGGAUGAGGAUGAAAGUUCAAUAGAAAGUGAUGAAUUUGAUAUGAGUGAUUCAACACGGAUGUCAGCCGUGAACUCUGAUCUGAGCUCCAAUCUUGAGGAAAGAAUGCAAAGUCCACAGAAUCUCCAUGGCCAGCAAGAUGAUGAUUCUGCUGCAGAAAGCUUUAAUGGCAACGAGACUCUGGGGCACAGUUCGGUUACUUCAGGGGGAACACACAGCAGGGAAAUGUGUGACUCCAAUGAUAAUGGCAAAACUGGGCUGGAGCAGGAGGAGCAGCCACUGAACCUGAGUGACAGUCCUCUCUCAGCACAGCUGACUUCAGAAUACAGACUGGAUGAUCACAGCAGUAAUGGAAAAAGCAAAUAUAAGAAUCUUCUAAUUUCUGACCUCAAGAUGGAAAGAGAGACAAGAGAAAAUGGAAGCAAGUCUCCUGCACAUAGCUACUCAAGCUACGACUCUGGCAAAAAUGAGAGUAUGGACCGGGGUGCUGAGGACCUGUCUCUUAACAGGGGAGAUGAGGAUGAAGACGACCACGAUGAUCAUGACGAUUCUGAGAAAGUUAACGAGACAGAUGGCGUGGAGGCUGAGCGACUGAAAGCUUUUAAUAUGUUUGUCAGGCUGUUUGUAGAUGAAAACUUGGACCGAAUGGUCCCAAUCUCUAAGCAGCCCAAAGAAAAGAUCCAGGCUAUCAUUGACUCAUGCAGGCGACAAUUCCCUGAGUAUCAAGAGCGUGCCAGAAAACGUAUCCGUACUUACCUCAAGUCCUGCAGGCGGAUGAAAAGAAGUGGUUUUGAGAUGUCUCGACCUAUUCCUUCCCACCUUACUUCAGCAGUUGCCGAGAGUAUCUUGGCUUCGGCCUGUGAAAGUGAGAGCAGAAAUGCUGCCAAGAGGAUGCGUCUGGAUAGACAACAGGACGAGUCUUCUCCCACUGACAAGCAGUGCAAAAUAGAGGCCGCCCAGGGCAGCUACUCAACCUCAUCUGUUUCAGGAUCUCCGGAGGUGUUAUACAUAAAUGGAAAUGGAACAUACAGCUACCACAGCUAUCGAGGGCUAGGAGGGGGACUACUGAAUCUGAAUGAUUCUUCCAGUAGUGGACCCACCGACCUCAGCAUGAAGAGGCAGUUGGCCAGUAGCUCAGGAUCCUCCAGCAGUUCAAGCUCCAGACCCCAGCUGAGUCCAACCGAAAUCAAUGCUGUGAGACAGCUCGUUGCAGGAUAUCGGGAAUCAGCUGCAUUUUUAUUGCGCUCUGCAGAUGAACUGGAAAAUCUUAUCUUACAACAGAACUGAGUCAAAUGAUGACCAUAUUCACUGAGGUCUAAAUUUGCAGUUUCCACUAAUGACAUUUUGAUUCCCCAGCAGAGCUGCUUCUGGUCUUACUGCACAGUCUUUUAAGAGAAAUAUUCCAUUAUGCCACAUUGUCCUUGAUCCAUAAAGUGAUGUGUUAAGGUGCUUCAAAGGAACUCUGCCCUCUGAAGUAAUUGAGGUACUUUAAUCUGUCCAGCCUACUGCUUUUUGUUUUAGUGUGUCAGCAUAAAUAUUUGGGGCAACAACAACAACAACAAAGGCUAUCUAUUUCAGAUUCAAGGAUAAAACAGAAGAAGCUGUGGUAUAAAAAGAUAACUCAAGGUCCAACUGAAAUAUUAGUGGAAUUUGCUACUGACUCAUUGACUGAAAGCUACAGUAUCUGGCAGAAAAAAAGAACCAAAUUUCUUGUUGCUACAGGAUAUAACAACAAUGAAAAGGAUCUUGUAUUUUAAAAAAUGUAAUUUUUAUAAAAAGAAAACUUGUUUUUCAUUCAAAUUUGUCAUUUUUACUUUGGUAACUUUUUCAUAGGCCCUAAGAGAAAACUGUUUUGAGAAACUACUGUAAGUACCUUUUCCACAUCCCUUUGCCUUCUCCUCUUUCCAAAUUCUUUCUACAAAAAGUAACACUUGAUGCUGGAAAAACACUUGCCUACGUUUAAAUCGUCACAUCAGGAACUACUUCCAAGAGAAGCCUGCAUUUCAGACUCAUGCUGAUAACAAGCAUCGCACUCUACACUUCAGCUUUCCUGUAGCUGUUUUAAUCACAGAAUUUAAUAUUUCAAAAGACAUAUCUUUGGGGAAAAAAUUACACCUUUGUUACUACUGCUCACUCCGGGUUCCCGCUGCUGUUACAGGCGUCCUUCUAGCAGCAAUUGGAUGUAGAUGACUGAAUGUUAAGAGGUUGCAAGUGACAAUCUGAAAAUUUGCACUCUUAUGUGUAGUUUUCUUUUUGUUUUCCUUUCAGAAAUAGGUUCCAAAAAGACCAUUACCUCUCCUGAUAUGAUUUGUACAAUUUACAGUUUUAGGUUAAACAGUUAUAAAGAACUCUCUCAGCGGAUGCAGCUGCAACUUACAAUGAACUUGUUGUUCCCUUUGAGUCCUUACACUUUCCCCUUCUUAUUUUAUAGUGUUGGAUACACAUAAAUGGAUGUGGGGAUUUUUGUGCACUGAGGCAAGCCUAUUUUUUAAAUAUUUAGGGAGAAGUACAACGAGUUUAUGCUUCUUGUACAAGUUUUCAGUUCGCUUUCAUUGGAUUACAAAUUUUUUGUGCAUUCCUGAAUUUGCCUUAUUUCAUGUAAAAUUUACGUGUAUUCAGUUUUUGAUAAUGAGUUUAAGGCAUCAGUGAUAUUUUUACCUACUUGUUACAUAUAGUUUUUCAAGUAAUGACUGUGAUUGUGACCAAGUAAUGUGCACUUUUUCUUGUAACUGUGGACAUUGCUAUGCUUUUUUCUUCUAGUGUUUCUAGAAUUAUUGUUCCUUACAGUUACGUAAAUAACAAAAAAAAAACCUUUUGUGAUACUGUUGGUGAAUAUAAUGUGAAAAUCUUAUUGAAAUAUAAGUAUUUUGGAAAUACAUAGUUGCACAAACAUCUUUUACAGUGAGGAUUUAGAGUUUGUUUAUUUAAAUGAAAAUUCAAAAACUGAGGGCUGUUAUAAUUUCUGUUUUGUUUGGUUUAAUAAACAGAUUUCUGUGUUAAAA
Molecule: messenger RNA, 4322 nt
Organism: Sorex fumeus (smoky shrew)
Lineage: Eukaryota; Metazoa; Chordata; Mammalia; Eulipotyphla; Soricidae
Gene: NOL4
Product: nucleolar protein 4
Exons: 11
Coding region: 691-2607 (638 amino acids)
Source: RefSeq, a predicted model, not a curated record